Molecule: messenger RNA, 3228 nt
Organism: Zymoseptoria tritici IPO323
Lineage: Eukaryota; Fungi; Ascomycota; Dothideomycetes; Mycosphaerellales; Mycosphaerellaceae
Product: phosphoinositide phospholipase C
Exons: 1
Coding region: 1-3228 (1075 amino acids)
Biological process (GO): phosphatidylinositol-mediated signaling; lipid metabolic process
Molecular function (GO): phosphatidylinositol-4,5-bisphosphate phospholipase C activity
Source: RefSeq, a predicted model, not a curated record
AUGUCGGCUGGGCGGAGUCCCGGUCUGAUUCGAAGAAUCUCCCGCGGCGCGCAUAACAGACUUCGACGCAGAGCGUCGACCAAUCACUCCUUGAGAAUGCGUGACCAGAGCGCAGGACCCGUUCUGGUGCGCCGCCGGAGUGACAGUAAUGGAGCAUCCGAUUUCGCGCAGGACGUGUCCGAUCUGGAUCUGGACAGUACCGCCGAGGAUGCUGGCGAGGAUGCAGCAUUCCCAUCUUCGGCGCACGAACGGACCAAUGCUCUUGGGAUCAAUGUUGGCCGGCCUAGUAUUGCACCCCGGACCACGAGCAUUUUUGAAGGUGGUAUCGCACCUGCGAGCUCGGCCGUGCUGGAAAACGGAACCUGGCUCACCAAAAUCACCAAGCGUAAUACUAAGCGUAUCAAGCUCUGGCUGGACUCCAGUUCGGCUCGGGUGUGCUGGCACUCCUCGAAGCCUAAUAAGUCGUUCUUUGUGGAUGACGUUCGAGAGGUACGUGUUGGUGUUGAAUCCAGGAAUGCUCGUGAUGAUGUACAAAUUCCGGAAGACCAAGAAGGUCGCUGGGUCACCAUUGUGUAUGAUGUGCCGGAGCGAUCGAAAGGUCGAGCCAUCAAGACCAUGCACAUCAUCAUGCCGGACGACUACAUCUUGAAGCUCUGGACCGAAGCAUUGAACAUUGUUACGCGGGAAAGAAUCGAAAUCAUGAAUGCACUUGCCUCGUCUCCAGAAAAGAGCGAGAAGAGCAUGACUCUGGCUUGGAGUCGAGUCAUGGCACGAAAAUCUGCCGGCAGCGCUGAGCGCUUCUCCUUGGACGAUGCGAGAUGGUUGUGCCGCAAACUGGAGAUCAACUGUACCGACUCCGCCGUCAAGACUCAUUUCAAAGCCGUGGCCAGUGACGAAGCUGCUGGAUUGGAUCACGAACAGUACCGCAACUUUGUUCGUUCAUUCCGUGAACGCAAGGACAUUCAAUACAUCUACAGGAACAUCAAGUUUGGUACCGAUCUCGAUAUGGACUUGACGACUUUCCUCGACUUCUUAAAGACCGAGCAGGCCGUCGAUGUUGUCAAGGAGCGGGCUCACUGGGAGAGUGUUUUUGACAAGUACUCGCGACCGUCUCAGAACAAGGCGUCACUCCCCGAUGCCGAGCAUAUUCCCGGACAGCGGACGCUCAACAUGCAAAGCUUCCAAAACUUCCUCACCUCCUCUCAUUGCUCGCCUUUGAUACAACGCAAGGGCGAGCCUACUACUCUCGACCGACCGCUCAACGAGUACUUCAUCUCCAGCUCACACAACACGUACCUCCUGGGACGACAGGUCGCAGGCGCCUCGAGUGUGGAGGGUUACAUUGCCGCUCUUGUCAAAGGAUGCCGAUGUGUCGAGAUUGACUGCUGGGAUGGCGACGAUGGCCGACCGAUGGUGACCCACGGCAGGACCAUGACCACCAAAAUUCCAUUCGAGGACUGCGUAUCGGUUGUUGCCAAGUACGCCUUCAACAGUACACCGUAUCCGCUUAUUGUCUCCUUGGAAGUCCACUGCAGUCCGGAGCAACAAUUGGCCAUGGUCGACCUGAUGAAGACUUAUUUCCACACGAUGAUGGUCACCGAGCCGAUCGUACCAAACUCUUCUACUUUGCCUUCGCCAGAAGAACUCAAAAACAGAAUCUUGAUCAAAGUCAAGGCUGCACCAGAACACGUUGACCAGUCGCAACUCAUCUAUGAAGCCACUAAUGGUCGCAGCCGAGCACGGAGCCUCACUCAAUCCUUCAAUCGCACGCCGUCCAUGGAGAAUCACAGCACCGUUUCAUCACCGCUCGUAUCCAGCUCGGUCGCGACCAGUCCCUCGGAAUACAAUGCACACUCGACACCGCGCGGCUCGAUCACCUCCGGACCGACCGCAACGCCGAGCAGCUCGGCAGAUGACAGCGACGAUGUUCCCGCCUCAGCAGACAGGAUGAGAAAGAACAAUUCCAACACAAGCCGGAUCCACACCGAAUUGGGCAAACUCGGCGUCUACUCGCAGGGUAUCAAGUUCAACGGCUUCUCUGCUCCUGACGCCCGGACAUUCAACCACGUCUACUCCUUCAACGAGAACACUUUUGAGAAGCAUUUCACCAAGGUCGGCCCUAACAACAAGGCCCUGCUUGAAAAGCACAACAUGAAGUAUCUCAUGCGUGUCUACCCUGGCGCCCGCCGGAUCGACUCUUCCAACUUCAACCCUCUCCAAUCCUGGCGGCGCGGGGUGCAAAUGGCGGCACUCAAUUGGCAAACCUAUGAUGUUCAUCAGCAAGUCAACGAGGCCAUGUUCGCCGCCGGCUCUGACCGCCUAGGCUACGUGCUCAAGCCCGAAGAGCUUCGCCACGCCAAGCACCUCCCCAUCGCCGACACCGUUGCGGAGGCACCCGAGAAAAAGGAGAAGAAAGGCAAGAAAUUGGUCAAGUUCAGCGUCGACAUCAUCUCCGCUCUUCGACUGCCACGUCCUCGAAACCAAACUACCGAGACUGGUGGCAUGAAUCCUUAUAUCGAGUUCGAGAUGUACUCCGCCGAGGACAAGGCUCGCGGGAUCGCCACAGCUGAAGGCGGCACCGAUGCCUCUGCCCGCGAUGGCUCCUCCGGUAUUGGCUCUCCCUUGCGCAAACGGACUCGCAUCAUCGAAGGCAACGGUUUCGACCCGCAGUACAACCAGACCAUCACCCUAGCAGUGGAGACCAAAUACCCGUCGCUCAUAUUCGUGCGAUGGACUGUGUGGAACUCGCCUGAGGGCAAGAACAACUCUUCCAACUCCGUCUUGCUUGCCACCUUUACUGCGAAAUUCGACUCCCUUCAGCAAGGUUUCCGCCACCUACCGCUCUUCAAUCCGCAAGGUGAACAGUACCGCGACGCGAAGUUGUUUGUCAAAAUCAAAAAGGAAGCUCCCAUCUCGCUCUCCAACGAAGACAACGCGUAUGGCAUCAUGGACUUACCGUACGCGAACGGUACCGGCAGCCACGGAGCCAAUUCUCCCCGUCCGACCCGCCCGACGGAGAACGUUUCACGCACUGGAGGCUGGCCGAGGAGAAUUUUCAGCCGUAGCACCAGUAUGCAGCGGAAGAACGAGAACGGAAGUGGAGCCCCGAGUCGCACGAGUAGUACUCAGAGAGCGAGAGAAGGUAGCGAGAUUGGAGGUCCCAUGACGGGAUAUUUCUCUGGAGAAUUGAGUCGGACGAGUAGUAUGGAGAGGGAGCUUUUGAAAUGA